This is a messenger RNA of Ostrinia furnacalis (Asian corn borer), 979 nucleotides long. RefSeq lists its product as uncharacterized. NCBI's taxonomy places the organism in Eukaryota, Metazoa, Arthropoda, Insecta, Lepidoptera, Crambidae. The record is from RefSeq and is a predicted model, not a curated record. The transcript is spliced from 2 exons. The coding region runs from base 139 to 651 and encodes 170 amino acids.
CAUAAAACAAAUAUAGCAAGACCCAAGAGCUAGAUUGACCUGUCACUAUACCGAAGAUAUACCGGACGUCAGUUUGUACAAGAUUAAAAUGGCUCUCAAGCACCUGAAAUACAACAAGGCACCGGGUGUUACGGCAUCAUGGCUGAGCUUCGCCGGUACGGUAAAGGCUCUAGAGAAGCAGUUCAAUUCCGUCAUCCAAGCUGUUUUCGAGAGUCCUUACGAAUCAUCUCGUUCGCAGACUCAUCGACUUCCAGCCUUCCGAACAAGCUUGUUUCCGAAAAGGCUUUAGUAUUAUGGUACACACACAGGUACGCUACGGCAGAUUAUACAGAAGACCAAGGAUUCGCGGACGAUAUCGUAGUCAUGACUGAGACCUUGGAAGAUCUAUGUACAAUGCUCAAUGGCCUUUCCAGAACCUUUCAACAAGUGGGUCGCAAAAUGAACAUAGACAAGACAAAAAUCAUGUCAAUUUUUCGUAUUGCACCCACUCUUCUGAAGGUUGGAGACUCUACACUCGAAGUUGUUGACAAUUGUGUAUACCUGGGACAAAGAGUCCAGAUAGGUAGGUCUAACUUUGAGAGGUCUAUCGCUGAAUUUAACUCAGCUAAGCAGCGUUCGGGAAGCUUCGCUAUUACGUCUGAAAUAUCAUAGUGUCUCAAGACAAAAUUCUUCGACCAGUGUAUGUUGCCAGUGAUGGUGUAUGGAUGAGGAUGUGAAACGUGGUCGCUUACUAUGAGCCUAAUAAGAAGGCCCAAAAGCCGAUGGAGCGUUCUAUGCUCGGAAUUUUCCUGCGUGAUCGAAUCAGAAAUGAGAAGAUCGGCAAGAGAACCAAAGUGACCGACAUAGCACGCAGAAUUGAAGGAAGAACCUGGAUGCGGACAGUGCACGACCGGCUGCUAUGGACAUCCUUGGGGGAGGCCUUAGUCCAGUAGUGGACGUCAUUUAGCUGAAACGAACGAUCGAACGAAAAAUAAAAUAA